This is a messenger RNA of Manihot esculenta (cassava), 1052 nucleotides long. RefSeq lists its product as uncharacterized. Bases 188 to 775 code for a protein of 195 amino acids. The record is from RefSeq and is a predicted model, not a curated record. Gene Ontology annotation, molecular function: transmembrane protein transporter activity. The transcript has 4 exons. NCBI's taxonomy places the organism in Eukaryota, Viridiplantae, Streptophyta, Magnoliopsida, Malpighiales, Euphorbiaceae. Gene Ontology annotation, cellular component: TIM22 mitochondrial import inner membrane insertion complex. Gene Ontology annotation, biological process: protein insertion into mitochondrial inner membrane.
UUGUAAUACGCCGUCGUUUUCUGACUAACAAAGUCCGACCAAACCUGAAUGUGGGCUAAAUCCAGUCCAGACCAUAAUCACUCCUCACUGUUCUUCGCCGGAACUGAAUUCAAUCUCUGUCAAGAGUUCUCGUUACCGAUUUGUCAAAUCAAAGCAUCAACUAAAACGAAUUUAAUCUUUCUUCAAAAUGGUAUCAGGCGAUCCACCUCAACCGCCGCAGCCUCCGACAUCAUCUUCUUUGUUCUCUGAAAAUUGGAAGGAUCGUAUAUUAAUACCCACUCUCCUUGGAGGGAUUGCGGGUGGAGGAGUUGGGUUGGUGUCUAAGUAUCGAAAAGUUCAUGGACUCGCUAACAUUUCUGCUACUUAUGCUGCUAAUUUUGCUAUUGUCACUGGUUGCUAUUGCGGGGCUCGUGAAUUUGUAAGGAUAACUCGGAAAUCAGAACAGGAUGAUCUAAUGAACUCUGCAAUUGCAGGCUUUGGUACUGGUGCUAUUCUUGGACGUCUUCAAGCUGGCCAAUUUGGUGCCAUCCGUUACUCGAUCAUCUUUGCUGUUGUGGGAACAAUGGUGGAUUUUGCUACAAUUAAGCUGAGACCUACUGCGAUGAGUUUCAGAGAAUCCAUAUAUGGGGACAAAGAGAAGAAAGGUGGUUGGAAGUUACCAGAGUGGUCUCCCAUUCAAGUACUUGACGAGGAGGCUCUUGCUGCUAAAGAAGCUAGGGAAAAGCAACUCUAUGCACAAAGAGCUCUCGGUAAAUUGAGCAAAGAAGAACCUUGAGAAGACUUCAUUUUUUGAAACCGAAUUUUGUUGACUUAUAGCUACCAAUAACAUAUUUGUUUGGCCUGCUUUUUUGGCUGAUUAGAAUUGCCAAGGAUGUACUAGUCUUGAAUCUUUUUACGAAGCAGGGAUUGUGUUAUAGUGACCCUGUUAUUUCUUUAUUAUUGUAUUUGCCAUUGUUGAUUUGCACGAUAGUUCAUACUGAUGUUUAGGAACUUCCUACUUCUUAGUUUAGUAUCAUACUGAUGAUAUUCACCGGCAGGAGUGCUUGAUACUA